AAAAUUAAGAGUCUGUUAAAUAGAUAUAUGACCCAAGACACAUCUUCAGACGAGGCUUCUGUUGUUAUGGUUGGUUGUGAUCUUCAUGGAUCAUUUCUUGUUUCUGGAUAAAAGCUAAGAUAAAGAAAGUCACAUCAAUCAAAUAGUCCAUCUCUCUGGCUCUGGUGUUGUAGAGUAUACUUCAGAUUUCAGUGAUGGUUAUAAGGAACAAAUUCUCAGUUUUGGGACUGGACACACAAGAGGAAAGGCUCAGAGGAUCUGGGAAAUUCUUAUUGGAGAUUGCCAUAUCAGUUAUGGAUGUUAAAAUGCAUGGGUUGUGUGUUGAUGCUGCAAUCAUUGGCAUAAUGACUCCUCCAUUAGCAGAACUCCAGUCAAGUCAAACUUACUACUGUGCAGUCAAUAUAGGAGAUGUUGUUGUGAACUUAGCUUUCAGAUCAAUAGAAGCAGGUCCUUAGUGGGAGCCUUUUUGUGAAGAGUUAUACCGCAGCCUGCAGUGUUUUCAACCAUUCCUUGUUUUCAACUAUUACAUGAUAUGGCAGAGUGGGCUAACUACCAACGAAAGUCAGGAGAAUAGCCUCAACAAUUUUGCAUUUGAUUUCUUUCCUAAUUGGUUCUAUUACGAUGUUAAGCCUACUACUGCAUAACUACAGAUUGUUGGAAGUUGAAAGGUAAUUCAUUUAUCGAAGAAUCUAAAUUGUUUCAUUAAGAAAACUGAGACGAUGGUAGAAGAUGUUAAGAUUAUGUAGCUCUGAACUUGUUUCUCUUUGUACUUCAGUAACAUCAUAAUCACUUUGUUUAACAACUUCAAUUUACUGUAAGUUCUAUUUGUGGUGUUUCUCUCAUUUUUCAACUAGCUACAUUUCCUGUUACAGUUUCCUGCUUUUUCCUUCAGAUUUUGUUAUGUAUACUCAUCAAUGCUUUUGUAAUUAUGGGCUUGUAUUAACUAAUAGAGAGUCCUCAUUGUUAUGGCAUAUGGUUAAAGUGUAACACAGAUAGGGAAAGUAGUUUAGGCAAGUCUUAUGUAUCUCUGUUGUAUUCCUGCAUCCAAGGUCCUAUUUUGCGUUGUGUUGUAUUUGUUAUGGCCACUGUUGCACUUUGAAUUUUAUGUGCCAUUAGCAUAUCAGAUUAGUGAUUCUCCUUCUACUCUUCUGAACCCUUACAUUUGUUUAUUUCUAAAGCCUCUUGAAUGUCGUUGAUGUCAUUGCAGUAUCACCUUUGACAUGUUUGAAGGAUCACCCUGGAAAGGGUGAAAAACUCACCUUAUCCCUGAGUGGCACAUUUUCUUU
Rubroshorea leprosula is the source of this 1286-nucleotide messenger RNA. The record is from the annotation of a GenBank genome assembly. NCBI's taxonomy places the organism in Eukaryota, Viridiplantae, Streptophyta, Magnoliopsida, Malvales, Dipterocarpaceae.